Molecule: messenger RNA, 5803 nt
Organism: Fundulus heteroclitus (mummichog)
Lineage: Eukaryota; Metazoa; Chordata; Actinopteri; Cyprinodontiformes; Fundulidae
Gene: rock2a
Product: rho-associated, coiled-coil containing protein kinase 2a
Exons: 32
Coding region: 228-4361 (1377 amino acids)
Biological process (GO): peptidyl-threonine phosphorylation; actomyosin structure organization; embryonic morphogenesis
Cellular component (GO): centrosome; cytoplasm; cytoskeleton
Molecular function (GO): small GTPase binding; ATP binding; Rho-dependent protein serine/threonine kinase activity
Source: RefSeq, a predicted model, not a curated record
CCUUGGAGGCUAGUUUUUGGGAAGCCUUUUUUGGGAAUAUUUUCACCCUAUUUUUUUUCUUCUUCAUUUUUUUAGCCAGUAUUCCAGUUGUUGGGAGCUAUUUGGGUGGGCUGCUCCUCCAGGCCUCCGGCCAGGAAACAAAAGAGGGGCUCCCAUGUAAACCCCACACAGUUCAGGGGGGGGAAAACUUCUUCAUAAUUCCCAGAGAAACUUUGUUUCAGUCAGCCAUGUCGCUGGGCGCCGAGAAGAGGGCGGAAAACCGGCUGAAGAGGCUGGAGGACAUGAUCAGAGACCCCCGAUCGGCCAUAAACCUGGAAAGUUUGCUGGACUCCAUAAACGCGCUGGUCUUGGAUCUGGACUACCCGGCACUACGCAAGAACAAGAACAUCGAAACGUUCUUGAACAGAUAUGAGAACGUUAUCGGGGAGCUUCGAAAUCUUCAGAUGAAGUCUGAAGACUUUGAAAAGGUUAAAAUCAUCGGUCGAGGGGCGUUCGGUGAAGUACAGUUGGUCCGACACAAACCCUCACGGAAAGUCUACGCCAUGAAGCUGCUGAGCAAGUUUGAGAUGAUCAAGCGCUCUGACUCUGCGUUCUUCUGGGAAGAAAGAGACAUCAUGGCCUUCGCCAACAGUCCCUGGGUUGUACAGUUGUGCUGUGCCUUCCAAGAUGAGCACUACCUCUACAUGGUGAUGGAGUACAUGCCGGGAGGGGACCUGGUCAACCUCACCAGCACCUACGACAUGCCGGAGAAAUGGGCCAAGUUCUACGCGGCGGAGGUGGUGAUGGCUCUGGACUCCAUCCACUCCAUGGGCUUCAUCCACCGUGACGUCAAACCAGACAACAUGCUGCUGGACAGGCUGGGACACCUGAAGCUGGCCGACUUCGGCACCUGCAUGAAGAUGGACUCUACGGGGAUGGUCCACUGCGACACAGCUGUCGGCACCCCAGACUACAUCUCUCCAGAGGUGCUGAAGUCUCAGGGCGGAGAUGGGUAUUACGGGAGGGAAUGCGACUGGUGGUCCGUAGGCGUCUUCAUUUUCGAAAUGCUUGUGGGCGACACGCCGUUCUAUGCCGACUCUUUGGUGGGAACUUACAGUAAGAUCAUGGACCACAAGAACUCCCUUAACUUUCCUGAUGAUGUGGAGAUCUCCAAAGAUGCCAAGAGUAUAAUCUGUGCCUUCCUGACUGACAGGGACGUGCGGUUGGGCAGAAACGGAGUGGAGGAAAUCAAGCGCCACCCAUUCUUCAAGAACGACCAGUGGACGUUUGACACCAUCAGGGAUACUGUCGCCCCUGUGGUCCCGGAGCUGAGCAGCGACAUAGACACCAGUAAUUUUGACGAGAUCGAAGAUGACAAAGGCGACGUCGAAACAUUCCCCACACCUAAGGCUUUCGUCGGAAAUCAGCUGCCAUUUGUUGGCUUCACCUACUUCAAAGAGGACCAGUUAUUAAGCUCUGCCAACAAUUCCUCAGUGGCUAAUGAUACUUCCAAAGGAGAGUCGGCAGCGCUUCAGAAGAAACUUCACCAUCUAGAGCUCCAGAUGACUAAGGACAAACAAGUCAAAGAUGAUCUGGAGAACAAAUGCAGGGCUGCAACCGUCCGUUUAGAAAAAAUUACCAAAGAACUUGAGGAAGAGGUGAGCAGCAGGAAGGGCCUGGAGUCAAAUCUGAGGCAGCUGGAGCGAGAGAAAGCCCUGCUGCAGCACAAGAGCCUGGAGAGCCACCGGAAGGCCGAGAACGAGGCCGACAGGAAGCGCUGCCUGGAGAAUGAAGUGAACAGCCUUCGAGACCAGCUGGAUGACAUGAAGAAAAGAAAUCAGAAUUCACAUAUUUCCAACGAGAAGAACAUCCACCUGCAGAAACAGCUGGAGGAAGCCAACACGCUGCUGCGGGCCGAGUCCGAAGCGGCGACGCGGCUCCGCAAAGCUCAGACGGAGAACAGCAAGCAGCUGCAGCAGCUGGAGGCCAACGUGCGCGAGCUGCAGGACAAAUGCUGCCUGCUGGAGCGCGGCAAGCUGAGCCUGGAGAAGGAGUGCAUCAGCCUGCAGGCGGCGCUGGAAUCAGAGCGGAGGGAGCACAGCCAGGGCUCAGAGACCAUCAGUGACCUGAUGGGACGCAUUUCUGGACUGGAGGAGGAGGCUCGGCAGCAGAGACAGGCUCUGUCCAAAGCUGAGACUGAGAAGAGGCAGCUUCAGGAGAAAUACACUGAUCAGGAGAAGGAGAUGAGCAACAAAGAGAUCGAGCUGACCUACAAGCUGAAGGUUCUGCAGCAGGAGCUGGAGCAGGAGGAGGCCUCUCACAAGGCCACCAGAGCUCUGCUGGCGGACAAGAGCAAGAUUAAAGUGACCAUCGAGGGCGCCAAGUCCGAGUCCACCAAGGAACUGGAGCGUAAGCUGGCAGAGGAGCGAGCGGCCAAGCUGCGGCUGGAGAACCGAAUCCUGGAGCUGGAGAAACACGGCAGCAUGAUGGACUGCGACUACAAGCAGGCUUUACAGAAGCUGGACGAGCUGCGCAGGCACAAGGACCGACUCACCGAGGAAGUGAAGAACUUGACGCUGAAGAUCGAGCAGGAGACCCAGAAGCGUAACCUGACUGUGAACGACCUGAAGGCCCAGAACCAGCAGCUGAACAUCCUGAGAAGCUCUGAGAAGCAGCUGAAGCAGGAAACCAACCACCUGCUGGACAUCAAGCGCAGUCUGGAGAAGCAGAACCAGGAGCUGCGCAAAGAAAGACAAGACACAGACGGACAAAUGAAGGAGUUACAGGACCAGCUGGAGGCUGAGCAGUAUUUUUCUACACUUUACAAGACUCAGGUUCGGGAAUUAAAGGAGGAAUGCGAGGAAAAAAAUAAACUCUACAAGGAGGUGCAGCAGUCUCUGCAGGAGCUGCAGGAGGAGAGGGACUCCUUGGCCGCCCAGCUGGAGAUCACUCUGACAAAGGCUGACUCGGAGCAACUGGCGCGCUCCAUCGCUGAGGAGCAGUACUCCGACCUGGAGAAGGAGAAAAUAAUGAAGGAGCUGGAGCUGAAGGAGAUGAUGGCUCGGCACCGGCAGGAGCUGGCUGAGAAGGACAUCACCAUCAGCUCGCUGGAGGAGGCCAACAGGACGCUGACCAGUGAUGUUGCCAAUCUGGCCAACGAGAAGGAGGAACUGAACAACAAACUGAAGGAAGCACUUGAAGAGUCUGAUAAGUCGAAGGAUUGGGAGCAGCAGAUCAACCAGAUGAAGCAGUCGUUUGAGAAGCAGCUACAGUCCGAGCGCACGCUGAAAACUCAGGCCGUCAAUAAGCUGGCAGAGAUCAUGAACAGGAAGGAAGUUCGCGGUGGAGGCAGCCGGCGCGGUAACGACACAGACAUGCGGCGAAAGGAGAAGGAGAACAGGAAGCUGCAGCUGGAGCUGAGGUCAGAGAAGGAGAAGCUCAACAGCACCAUGAUAAAGUACCAGAAGGAGAUCAACGAGAUGCAAGCACAACUGGCAGAAGAGAGUCAGAUGCGCAUCGAGCUGCAGAUGGCUCUGGACAGCAAGGACAGCGACAUCGAGCAGCUGAGGAAUCUGCUGCAGACGCUCACCGUUCAGUCCAUGGACUCCGCCAGCCUCAGCAGCGGGCCCGAGUUUGAUACUGAUGAUGCUUAUGCGGAAAUGAGGCUUGAGGGCUGGCUCUCUCUUCCCGUUAGAAACAACACCAAGAAGUUCGGAUGGGAGAAGAAGUACGUUGUCGUGAGCAGCAAGAAGAUCCUCUUCUACAACAGCGAACAUGACAGAGAGCAGUCCAUUCCCUGCAUGGUGCUCGAUAUAGACAAACUUUUCCACGUGAGGCCCGUCACUCAGACAGACGUGUACCGCGCCGAAGCCAAGGAGAUCCCCAGAAUCUUCCAGAUCCUUUACGCCAAUGAAGGCGAGAGCAAGAAGGAGCCAGAGUUCCCCGUGGAGCCGCUCCCCAUCGGGGAGAAGUCCAGCUACAUCUGCCACAAAGGCCACGAGUUCAUCCCCACGCUCUACCACUUCCCCACCAACUGCGAGGCGUGCACCAAGCCGCUGUGGAACAUGUUCAAGCCGCCGCCUGCUCUGGAGUGCCGGCGCUGCCACAUCAAGUGCCACAAGGACCACAUGGACAAGAAGGAGGAGAUCAUCGCUCCCUGCAAAGUGAACUACGACGUGUCUACAGCCAAGAACCUGCUGCUGCUGGCCUCCUCCCAGGAGGAGCAGCAGAAGUGGGUGAGCCGGCUGGUCAAGAAGAUUCCCAAGAAGCCGCCACCCGCGGAGCACUUUGGUCGCUGCUCGCCACGCACCUCCAUGAGAGUUCAGUCCAGCCAGUCCAUGAGGAGGCCGAGCCGACCGCUCCCCGCCAGCAAAAGCAGUUAACCCUGCUUGAUGCAUCUCCGAGGUGGUGCGGCCCGUUUCCUUCGAACGCUCCCAUCUGCAGGCCAGGAACUCCACGUCAAUUCGCCUCAAUCCGUCUCCUGCUGCAUCCGGCGAGGAGAAGCUCUCCACUCUCUCUGUGCCGCUCGGCUCCUUCCAGCCACCUCACAACUAACCGAGCCAGACUGGGCUCUAUUCUGUGACCUGGAUGGCUUGUUAACAAAGCCCGCCGUGCUUGUGGAGCAGCUCCUUCUGCUCCCACAGAAAACAGGAGAGCUCUUUGGAGAGGCUGGGUGGAUGGAUGGGGAUUCACUUUAGCCCCAAUGAUUCUCACCAGGAAACCAGGAAGCAGCCUGAUGGAGGGGAGCCUGCAGGGGAAAAAGCCCUGCACAUCACCUUUGGAGGUUCUAGUGGCCAAAAAGAAGACGUUCUGCUUAAAAAACUGUGAACAGUUUGAAGGGUUUAAAGGGGAACAUGACACUUAAAAAGGAUUUUUUUUUUUUUUUUUACCCUCCCAAAUGUAUUUGUCCUCUCAACAUGAUGAUUGUAGCUUUUUCGCUUUCCACAGCUCUGGUUUCAGGUGAGUCACAAGAUCCGAAUUAAGGUACAAGAAGCUGUUACUUCACAGAGAGUCGUCAAGUGAGGGAGGACAGGGUGUCUGAAUACUUCUACUUCGGAGUAAAUACUUCUCUGGGUGCCUGUUGUUAUGAUUUCUGUCACUGAAACACUUGUUUCGUCUGCAGUAGCGGUUGCAAGGUGAGCGGCGUCCCGCUCCGACGGCAUUAAACGGAGGAAUCCCUCACGUCACAAACCCGCACUGUCAGAUGAUGUUUACUUAAAAGCACCGUUCAUGUUUAUCUUUUUCUCUUUGUUCUGUUUGAAUGUAGAUCUGGUGUUCUACCAGAAGCGGCACCCAGGCAUCGUAUUACCAAAAUAUACUUGACUGAGGCUUUUAUUUUGACAUCAGCUGCUUCGAGUGAACUUGCAUGCUUUCCACACGGCGUCACCCUGCCACAGGUUGUUUUUUGAAAGCGGCAGUGACGAUGGAGGUAUGCAAACGUCGUCCUGAGCAGCACUAAGUCCACUGACGGUUUUGUCCUGGUAUUUUUUUUUUUUUUUUUUGUAUUAAAAGUCAUCGAACUUCCAAGUUCAAACAUUUUGUCGUGUGUCUGCGGCUCAUACAAGCACCUGGAGAGUGAACCGUGUGUUUUUUUUUUUUUUUUUGUGUAACGACAGCUCUCCUUUAACCAAGAAGCAUGUUUUAUACAUAUAAAUAUCCACAGUAUAUAUUUUACAUGCCGUACUGUGCACAUUAUAUUAUUUAUACAGCCUUGUCCACUUUGUAUUUAAGGGCCUUUACAUCCAGAUUGCAUGUUUGCUACCAAACAGCUCUAUAAUGAUGAUAAUGAUAUUAACCACUUAUCAAAAUAAAGAAAUGGAUGUGC